Molecule: messenger RNA, 2940 nt
Organism: Colletotrichum graminicola M1.001
Lineage: Eukaryota; Fungi; Ascomycota; Sordariomycetes; Glomerellales; Glomerellaceae
Product: fucose permease
Exons: 2
Coding region: 1-2940 (979 amino acids)
Source: RefSeq, a predicted model, not a curated record
AUGUUAUCUGUCAAUGCGACAGAUGAUAGUGUCCCGGAUCGCGGCCCGGCAGUCUUUGCCGUGACCACCGCAACAUUCGUCCUAGCGAGUGUCAUGGUCGCCGCCCGUUUGUUUUGCAGGCGCUUCAUUGUCAGAAAUGUCAGUUGGGACGACAAGACCAUGUUUUUUGCAUGGCUGAUUGCUUUUGGCUUGUCAUUUACCAUUUGUUUCGGCACCCGCAAGGGUCUGGGUCGCUACGAUAAGGAUAUACCCCAGGGGCAUUGGGAUUCAUUACGAGCGUGCGAAUAUGUCUUUUCCAUACUAUAUAAUCCCGCCCUCAUGGCGACCAAAACCAGCGUCUUGAUCUUCUACCUGCGCCUUUCCAAGAACACGAAAAAAGUGCUCAGGUUUGCCUCAUGGGUCACCCUCGGUAUUGUCAACGUUGCCGGUGCUGUCCUCACACUCAUCAACAUCUUUCAGUGUCAACCCGUUCAGGCGGCUUGGGAAAUCUGGCGGGACACCUCGAGGUGUAUCCCACUUCUCACCGAAUUCAUCUGCUCCGCCCCCAUCAACAUUGUUACCGACCUGGCCAUCCUGGCCCUACCGAUCCCCGUUCUCACGGGCAUGAGAUUGCCGCCGAGGCAAAAGAUCAUUCUCGUACUCACCUUCACUCUCGGUAUCUUCGUCACCAUCGUCGAUGUCGUCCGAAUCUACUACCUUCAGCAGGCCGUGACAUCCGUGCCCACCGGCGUCUCUACAGAUCCGAACUCGCACUUUGGUGGAACGCCCGACUUCGCUUGGAACUCAUCAUUGUCCUUCAUGUGGUCGGCUGUCGAGGUCAACGUAGGAAUGGCUUGCGCUUGUAUUCCGACACUCAAACCACUCAUCAUCAAGAUCCUCCCCGCCAUGAUUAUCGAUCCUGAUGGAACGCGCUCUAGCACCAAUACCGAAAAAGAUGCGCCGGAGAGCCCCAGAAAUCGCAACGGCAGCGACGGUCUCGUUUCACCCACCAACCCGAAUCACCGCGCUUCGGUCAACCUCCAGGAACCCGCCCCGGCGACGUUCCGUGCCAGCCGAGACCUGAGCGGGGUUUCGAAUGAGUACGAGAACAGCAUGACGGCGUUGGAGUUCCUUACGACACCAGACAUGACCUUGGCCGAAUUCGAGGCAUCCGGGGCGAGCAGACUCGGAGGCGAUCCGGCAAGAGCAUCGAUGGCGACGAGCAGGGAGAACACCAUCUAUUUCGGCUUCGUCAAUAUGAGGCGGCCGAAAAGCAUGGUCAAGUGCGAUGCUCAAGAGUCGUUCCGAUAUGGUCUUGUCGUCACUAUCCUCUUCGUCAUGUGGGGCAUCUCUUACGGCCUUCUCAACACCCUCAACAACGUCAUCUCCAGCGUGUCAGAUAUGAGUGUCGCGCAGACUCUGGGUCUCACGACCGCCUACUUCGGAGGUGGCUACUUUUUCGGUCCCCUGUUGGUUGGCGAGUGGAUUCUGCGGCGAGACGAACAUCAUCGAAGACACCGCAAGAACAACAAGCGAGAUGCGGAGAGCGUAGGAGGCUUCAAGGUCACCUUCAUCGUCGGGCUUUGCUUCUACGGUGUUGGGACCAUCAUCUUCUGGCCGUCUGCCGUCACCAAGUCGUGGGGCGGUUUCCUGCUCAGCAACUUUGUCGUCGGCUUCGGCCUUUCCGUGCUCGAGACGGGAGCCAAUGCAUUCCUCAUCCUGUGCGGUCCGCCAGAAUAUGGAGAGACGCGAUUACUCCUCGCUCAGGGCGUCCAGGGCAUCGGCGCAGUUUUGAGCGGCCUGAUGGCCCAAAGGGUUUUCUUCACAAAAAUCACCAACAAGGGCGGGUCCGACUCAACAACGCUCCUCAAUGUCCAGUGGACGUACCUGGCCAUAACAUUGCUUUGUGUGGCUCUUGGCCUGUUCUUCUACUACAUGCCCCUCCCGGAACUGAACGACAACGAGCUACAGGAAUCGGCGGAUCGACUUCCUGUCAACCCCCAGAAGCGCAGCAUUGGCGGGCUGCAACUCCGCACAUGGAGUUUGAUCCUGGCAGUCCUUGCGCAGUGGACGUACGUUGCUUCCCAGGAAAGCAACAACAUCUUCUUCCGAUCCCUGCUCAUCGCCGCCCUUCCCAACCAGGAAGACUCGGGCUCGGGUGCAACGAAUGCAGACACGAACCCAGGGGAAAACAGCGACAAGCCUCCUGGUCUCACGAUAGGGGUCACAGACUUUCACCUGGUUGCCCAAAGCGUAUUCACCGUUUCAAGAUUCAUGGUCGCCUAUCUGACGUAUAUGUCGGUCCGCAAGCCGCGGAUGCCGAAACCGAGGACCUGGCUGGGUAUCAGCGUUGGCCUGUGUAUCCUGUUCGGUCUCCUCACCGUCGUCUGGCGGCCGAAAGAUCCCAAUAUGCUGAUGAUCCCCGUGAUACUCUUCUACUUUGCCGAAGGCCCCGUAUGGCCUCUCAUCUUUGCAAUCGGCCUCCGCGGCCAAGGACGACGUACCAAGCGUGCCGCAGCCUUCAUUACCAUGGGUGGCUCCGGCGCGGCCUUCUUCCCUUACGUUAUCUAUGCGAUCAUCAACGGGGGCGCUACGGUGCAGCUCUCGUUCGUCGUCAUCGUCGCACUUUCCGUUCUCACAGCCUUCUACCCCAUCUGGCUGAUGUUCGUCCGCGACGCGAAGACGAUGACAGACCCCGCGAACUCGUACAUCUCUCCAGAAGAGCGUGUCAUGGUCCAGGACGAGAUUGAUAUGAGUCGAGAAGUAAGGCGACGGCGGAGAUCACUUUUCACAAUCGGAGCCAAGGGCAAGCGAGGCAGCAUUUUCAGCAUGAUAUACAAUAUAGGCAAGGCCAAAGGCGAAAGCGUCACGCCGCCGACGGUAGAGCAUUCCGAAGAGAGGAAUACCUCUAGUAAGGCGUCUGAGGGGAGCAACGACACCCCUCGGACACAGACACUAUGA